GUACGCAGCUGCAGUGUUUCAGCACUGUAGCGCACGGACAGCUCCCAUCUGCAGUGUCUCAGAGGCUCAGCUCUGCCUCCCCCUCCAACAACGCUCUGCAUAAUGUGCCUCACACCGACCCUAUGCUAUUAGGAAGACAAAGCACUGGAUGGGAGUUCAGAGCCAGGACAAGCUGCUAGGUCUGGGCUCAAUCUAGUUUUCGUGUGGAAGGAAAUAUCAUCAGCAUUUCACCAUUACAUUAGUUCCUGGUGGCUUACAGACCUUGCUGUCUUGAAGCACAUCUCUAAAGUCACUUACCACUCUGAAGGAUUUGAUUUCAAGCCUUGGUGGAUGGGAUAUGUAUCUCUGCAACUAAUUCAUCAGAAAUUAAGAUUUACAAAACCGGAAGGUGAAAAAGAUGACCCACUUGCAAGCUGGACUUAGCCCAGAGACGAUAGAGAAAGCACGCCUGGAAUUAAAUGAGAAUCCAGACACUUUACAUCAGGAUAUCCAACAAGUCAGAGACAUGAUUAUCACUAGACCAGACAUUGGCUUCCUACGGACAGAUGAUGCCUUCAUCUUAAGGUUUCUGCGAGCCAGAAAGUUCAAUCAGAUGGAAGCCUUCCGACUCCUCGCUCAGUAUUUCCAGUAUCGCCAGCUUCAUUUAGACAUGUUUAAAAACCUUAAAGCGGAUGAUCGAGGAGUUAAACGAGCUCUUAUGGAUGGAUUUCCUGGCGUUCUUGAUAACCGUGAUCAUUACGGGCAGAAGAUUCUUCUACUUUUUGCAGCCAACUGGGAUCAGAGUAGGAACUCCUUUGUGGACAUCUUACGUGCUAUUCUCCUUUCACUAGAGAUUUUAAUUGAAGAUCAGGAGCUGCAGAUCCAUGGAUUUAUUUUAAUUAUAGACUGGAGCAAUUUUUCCUUUAAGCAAGCCUCCAAGCUCACCCCCUCCAUCCUCAGGCUAGCCAUCGAGGGCUUGCAGGACAGUUUUCCAGCUCGGUUUGGAGGCAUCCAUUUUGUUAAUCAGCCCUGGUACAUCCAUGCUCUGUACACUAUAAUUAAACCAUUCCUUAAAGACAAGACACGGAAAAGGAUAUUUCUUCAUGGUAACAAUCUGAAUAGUCUGCAUCAAUUAAUUCACCCAGAAUGUUUGCCGUCUGAAUUUGGGGGUACGCUUCCCCCUUAUGAUAUGGGGACCUGGGCUAGGACAUUGCUUGGUCCGGAUUACAACGACGAAAAUGAGUAUACGCACACUUCCUACAAUGCUAUACAUGUGAAGUAUGCACCCAGCAACAUAGAAAGAGAGUGUUCUCCAAAAUACAUGAAAAGGUCCCAGUCAGUGGUAGAACCCGGCACAUUGAUGCACCAGGACCACAGAGAUAGCGAGAACACCCAGCCGCUGCUUGCCCUGGACUGAUCUCUCGGACAUCACUGCAAUCACCGUAGAUUUCACCAGUGGCUAUUUUUCUUUUUCCUCACUUUGCAAAAUAUUCACCAGCUACUUGCACACGGUGUCACUGUGCAAAGACCUAUUUAAUUUCAUUGCCAUAGUGCCAACAAACAGGAGCAGCUUUAUAACUGUGAAGAUUCUUUUACUGCCAAGAGGACCCAGACAAAGUGCAUUAGAGUCUUUCAUAUUGUAAGAUAUAUGCUGUCUGCUACAAGGGAGAUGUAAUAUAGGCACAUGACGGUUAGGAAAGGCUUAGCGCUCAGUAUUUUUAUAUUGUGAUCUAUGGACCCGCGAUGUUUCAUUAUUAUAUCUGGUAUCCGGUCUCUAGGUUGACCACAUUUAAGUCGACAGUCAUUAGGUCGACCACUAUUGGUUGACAUGCAUUUGGUCGACCACACCCAUUAUACCUAGUACAUUCACCAGCAGAAAAUUGACAAAACAUACUGCAAUUGUGUCAGACAAAUGUAAGAGUAACAAAUAUCUGGCACAUAGUAAAUGAGUCUAUUAUGAAUUAUCAGAUUACAGGUUACAGAAGACUGGAGAAGAGAUACAUUUUAAAAUACUUGUAUUUUAUUUUUAUUUAUUUUUUAAUCCCGUAAUUUAAAAUUGUACUUUCUCUGUGUUUAAUUGGAUAUGUAUUAAAUGUUAUUUCCACCACAAAAAAAGAAUCUAUAAACAUACACAGAUUAGAUUGAA
This is a messenger RNA of Pseudophryne corroboree (corroboree frog), 2125 nucleotides long. RefSeq names its product clavesin 1 (gene CLVS1). Bases 398 to 1396 code for a protein of 332 amino acids. Lineage: Eukaryota; Metazoa; Chordata; Amphibia; Anura; Myobatrachidae. The record is from RefSeq and is a predicted model, not a curated record. Gene Ontology annotation, biological process: lysosome organization. Gene Ontology annotation, cellular component: membrane; endosome; trans-Golgi network. The transcript has 6 exons. Gene Ontology annotation, molecular function: phosphatidylinositol bisphosphate binding.